This is a messenger RNA of Penicillium brasilianum, 252 nucleotides long. The record is from the annotation of a GenBank genome assembly. NCBI's taxonomy places the organism in Eukaryota, Fungi, Ascomycota, Eurotiomycetes, Eurotiales, Aspergillaceae.
AUGGAGCAUACUGACAUUUACUCUGCAUACUGCAUAGAUGUACUCUACGGUAUACCCAAUUUCCGAUUCGAUCUCUGCUCCCUGGAUUUCCUUUGCAGCUAUCCUCAAGGACUCGACCAUCUCCAAAACGCCGUUGCCGCCCGCGUUUCAGGGCUCUCCAUGACCGAUCUGAUGAUAGGUGCGACAGUAUGCCAGUCCAUGAGGAUGGAUUACACGGUUGGUACGCAUCCAGCUGUCAUCGGUGCAUUCUGA